Molecule: messenger RNA, 991 nt
Organism: Triplophysa rosa
Lineage: Eukaryota; Metazoa; Chordata; Actinopteri; Cypriniformes; Nemacheilidae
Product: dynein regulatory complex subunit 4-like
Exons: 6
Coding region: 63-926 (287 amino acids)
Biological process (GO): flagellated sperm motility
Cellular component (GO): motile cilium; Golgi apparatus; microtubule
Molecular function (GO): small GTPase binding; microtubule binding
Source: RefSeq, a predicted model, not a curated record
GAUAAAAUUAAAAAGUGAUUAAAAUUAUUAUCACAGAAAUUGGAUGUAAAUAUGACAAAAAGAUGCAGACGCUGCGUCAGGAGGAAGAACAGAAACGCAAGACUGAAGUUCAUGAGAUUGAGGAACGAAAGAACAGCCACAUUAACACAAUGAUGGAGAACCACGAGAAAGCUUUCAGAGACAUGAGAAACUACUUCAGUGACAACAUCCACAAGAAUCUGAACCUCAUCACUUCACUCAAGGAAGAUUUGAAGGAGAUGAAAAAGAAGGAAGAGAGGAGAUCUAAAGAGAUGGCGAUAGGGCUUCAGCAAAAUAAAGAACUUAUUGAGUCUCAAGAGAGAGCCAAAGAGGAAGUUACAGAGCUCCAGAAACAACUUACCAACUAUGAUAGGGACAAAAGCACUCUGGCUAGAAUGAGAGCUUAUGUCAAAGUGUCCGACAAAGAAAUGAAGGCACUAAAAUGGGAGCAUGAGGUGUUGGAGCAGAGAUUUACCACGGUUCAGUUGGAGCGAGAUGACUUGUACACAAAGUUCACUAAAGCCAUUCUGGAGGUUCAGCAGAAGACUGGCUUUAAAAACCUCCUGCUGGAGUGCAAACUGAGUGCACUCAAUGACACACUGGAGAAGAAGGAAGCUCAGCUUAGCGAGGUGUUGGCUGCCUCCAACCUGGACCCAACUGCCCUCAAUGUGGUCACAAGCAAGCUAGAGGAAGUUUUGGACUCCAAGAACCAGACUAUCAAAGACUUACAGUAUGAAGUGGAACGUGUUUGCAAGACAUAUAAUGACCUGCUGAGGACUUCUGAAGCAAAGCUGCGGGCAUUUGGAUUCCCUGUGAAAGAGCUCGGCUUUAAGCCACUGGAAAGCAGCAUUUCUGGACGGACUCUCGGGCAGGUCCCUGCUGGCCGUUUUCUGCCUCAAAUUAGCUAAAAGGGGACAAAAUGCUAAGCCUUGAAAUGUUAAGCAUAAAUUAAAUAAAAAGAUACUUACUGAAA